CCAGUGUAAUACCCUCCACCAUAGGCCUUCAUGCUUCAUAUUCAAGGCGAGGUUUAUCGAAUGAAUCUACAGAACUGUUGGGAGGAGAGUGUGAGAGGAGAGAGAUAGACAUGGAAGGAUGUUGUUUAACAUUCGCAACGUCGUCCGCAACCACCAGACCUACGAACAUCAGUAGCAGUAACGAAGGACCUGGUAUAAGAAGAUUGCAGAUCAACAACCGUCGUCAAUUGAUCUCACUAUCUUCUUCUAGUCGAAGCAGAAGAUCAAAACGAGCCGCUUCGGCUGUUGUCAAGGCUUCUCGAGCACAGCUCAAGAUUCCGCUAUCGGGAAACUUGGAUUCCUCCAAUUAUUCGACCGCACCUUCAUGGAUGCCUAGAUUUGAAGAGCUUGAUACCACCAGCAUGCUCCUUCGCCAGAGAAUCAUAUUCUUGGGCUCUCAGGUCGAUGACGUUACAGCUGAUUUUAUCAUAAGUCAGUUAUUGUUUCUGGAUGCUGAAGAUAACACCAAGGACAUAAAACUUCUGAUAAACUCACCUGGUGGUUCGGUCACUGCAGGAAUGGGGAUAUAUGAUGCUAUGAAACUGUGUAAAGCAGAUGUUUCUACCAUUUGCAUGGGGCUUGCUGCGUCAAUGGGUGCCUUUCUUCUUGCAUCUGGUAGUAAGGGGAAAAGGUUCUGCAUGCCUAAUGGAAGAGUGAUGAUCCAUCAGCCACUUGGAACUGCUGGUGGAAAAGCAACAGAUAUGAGUAUACGGAUAAGGGAGAUGGUUUAUCACAAAGUGAAGCUGAACAAAAUAUUAUCUAGAGUAACCGGAAAGCCAGAGGAGCAGAUUGAAGAAGAUACAGAUCGUGAUAAUUUCAUGAAUGCUUGGGAGGCAAAGGAAUAUGGGUUAGUGGAUGGGGUGAUUGAUGAUGGUAAGCCUGGACUAGUUGCGCCCAUUGCUGAAGCAAUAUCUCCUACAAAAACCAAGGUAUGGGAUCAAUGGAAAAUCGAAGGGAGCAAGAAAGCGAUCAAGAAUUUGCCAUCAGAAGAACGGGUUCUCCAAAAUGGCCAUGUAACUGGUGAAGGAAUCGAAAAGGAACGGAAAUAAUGAAAGCUAGUUCAGUGAAUUUCUCGUUGUAACUAUACAAGUUAUUUCAUUUAACUGAUUCUCUCAUAGUUUUGGAGUAGAAAGAAAAAUUGGAUAGCCUUCUGAAUUUCUAGGCAAAACCUCAAAUAAUUAUGUUAAAACUUUUAAAAGAUUGUCAUUUU
This is a messenger RNA of Impatiens glandulifera, 1249 nucleotides long. Its product is annotated as ATP-dependent Clp protease proteolytic subunit 3, chloroplastic. Gene Ontology annotation, molecular function: ATPase binding; ATP-dependent peptidase activity; serine-type endopeptidase activity. Gene Ontology annotation, cellular component: endopeptidase Clp complex. The record is from RefSeq and is a predicted model, not a curated record. Gene Ontology annotation, biological process: protein quality control for misfolded or incompletely synthesized proteins. The transcript is spliced from 5 exons. The coding region runs from base 111 to 1088 and encodes 325 amino acids. Lineage: Eukaryota; Viridiplantae; Streptophyta; Magnoliopsida; Ericales; Balsaminaceae.